AUGUGGAAACCAGUAGAUGUCCCCUUUCAAAACCCAUCACAACCGCUACCUACUCUACCAACAACAGAUGAAAUACGCGCCUGCACCAAUGUGUUAUGGGAAACACAGGCCUCAAAGAUUGUGGCCUUAAACGAUGAAAUUGUUGUGAAAUUCGGAACUUGCGUCGACAUCAGAGAAGGCCAAGCUUUGGUUUAUCUUGAACGAUACGUCCCAGAAGUUCCCGCUCCGCGUCUAUACGCGAUGUACUAUCCAGAUGACUCUAAACAACUUUUUCUGAUCAUACAACGCGCCCCUGGAGUUCAGCUAAAUGAUGUCUGGCCAUCACUGGAACCCUCUGAGAAAGACGACAUUAUUACAAAACUCGAACGAAUAUUCGACACUCUGCGCAAAGCUGAGUGUCCUUGGCCUGGCUUUUUUGGAGGGUUGGAUGGAGGUGGCAUACCCCAUUAUCUCUUCUAUAGCCAACAUGGUGAUAAGAAGUUUUUGGGGCCUUUCUCUGGUGAACCUGCUCUUGUUGCAGGCCUUGUUGGCAAUUAUAGAGCUUUGGUUGACCGCAAUAACCAUCCAGACUACAAGGCACGCUUUUAUGAAAAAUACUUCGGGCGUGUUCUGAAGGGUCACCGGCCUACGUUGACACAUGGGGAUGUUCAGCAAAAGAAUAUUAUUGUUGCUGAGAAUGGUCGCAAUGAUCAAGGUGGACGAUCGUUUGAUAUUGUACUGGUUGAUUGGGAGAAUUCAGGCUGGCUUCCUGAAUUUUGGGAAUUCUUUUGUGCCUCCGACCGGUUUGUUCUUCAGUGGGAUGAGGACUGGUCAUGGCGAGUCCAGGAUUUCCUUGAAGUAUUGCCUGCUGAAGUAGCCAUGAUGCAACUGAUUGAUACGGAAUUAGGAUAUUGA
Molecule: messenger RNA, 894 nt
Organism: Penicillium malachiteum
Lineage: Eukaryota; Fungi; Ascomycota; Eurotiomycetes; Eurotiales; Aspergillaceae
Product: phosphotransferase enzyme family protein
Exons: 1
Coding region: 1-894 (297 amino acids)
Source: RefSeq, a predicted model, not a curated record